Effrenium voratum is the source of this 863-nucleotide messenger RNA. NCBI's taxonomy places the organism in Eukaryota, Dinophyceae, Suessiales, Symbiodiniaceae. The record is from the annotation of a GenBank genome assembly.
AGACGGGAGCUCAGAAGACUAGCACUGCCGGCUUUUGUACCAUGGUGUGUUUGCCAUGGAGUGUGCCAGAGAUGGUGCAGCAGGUGACGCGGCUAAUCUUCCGUCGCGCGCAGGCCGAGGUGAAGCAUGCUCCGCUAACACCUGUUAAGCGUUAUCAUGCGGAAUCAGACGACUACGACGUCACCACUGCGGCGGUGAUUGAAAUUCCUGCGCAAGAGGUGCUCCGAGCAAAGUGCCGGCAGAUCAAUGCGCUGCUGUCGCGAGUUGAGGCUGGAGGAGAGCGAGCUUUGUUGGCCCACUACCUGAAGGUAGCAAACGAGCUUCAAGGGGAGCUACAGGAGCUUCGGCAAAGCUUCGCAAAGCCGAUGGAGCAUUGUCACUCGUCCUCCAGCAUGUCAACCUGCGAGAGCGAGGCGGAUUCGGCGGACAAGUCUGAGCUCCCAAGGCGCCGCAGCGGCUCAAUGGAGUCGCUGUCCCUCGACGAGUGGUCGAUGGUGAAUUGAGGCGUCGCCGGCCGGCUCUUACGAGAAGCUUUUGCUCUCGCGAUGUACCGGGCCCCGGGCCAGGCACAACUAGUUGUUUUUGCUGGGCACAGCCUACGGCUGGAACAAGGUCCGUGCAGCUGGUUGCAACAUGCAUGGCUCAUUUCGACCGUCUUUGCACUUUGGUCAAGCGGGGGCGACCCUUCGCCCGCCCAUGGGGGUCCGCUUGGAAUUCACUUGCUUGGCCCUUGUCACCCGGCCGAACUCUUGAGGCUCUGCGAUGCAGACCGCGUGACACAUGCCACUACGUGGAAUUUCACAGUGUCUUGAAAGUGGAUUCGGCGUGCCGCGUCACGCUGGGCAGUGCACGAUGGCCGGGGU